UUUUUUUUUUUUACUCCAGUUUGCGUUAGCCAUAUAUAUAUAUUUAAUUUCAGCUGGAAUUCCGAUCUGUGAUAUGACCCCGGCUGUUGAUGAUCCACAAAAUUGCACAUCGAUAACGACUAAUGGCGAACAUCGGAUGGGAAAGGGCUUCCUUUGGGGAGCAGUGCUGAAGGUGAGAGGAGCUCCAUUCUGAGACAGCAAGACUCUUGAGGAUCACACAGCAGCUGAGCAGAGGACUGUUGUAGCCCUGUUGAUCUUUGUCGGCACAAAGACUGGGACAGAGCACAGAGCCACCCUAUACACCCAGUCAAAAGCUUCAACCUUAGGAUUUAGUUCACAAGUUAAGUAAUGCUAGCCUCACAACCUGAAAAAUCUCUGGGACUGUUCCUCCAUCGGCUCUAGAGAUUCUGAGAUGGAGUCAUUUCCCCCAGAAGAAAAUGGUUCUUUACCCACUAUGAAAUCCAAUAGAAUCACUGAUGGGAACAGCCACAACAGAGCCAAAAAUAUAGAUGAUGAAUACCUCAGGACUACAGCAAAUGGCUCUAGAACUACUCCCAUUUCUGACCAAAUGAAAACGGAGACUGAUGACCAAUGCAUUGUUAACCAAGACGAACAUCUUUUCACUGCAAUAAAAAUUGAGCCUGAAGAACUGGAACAAAUUAAUACAAAACAGGAAAACCACAAAGAUUAUGGGGAUUUUUGCGAUUCAGCAGUGAACACGCUACAGACUCUAACUAAUUGUGAUUAUCCUGAGAUUGAAAUGGAAACGGAGGAGGAUCUAAGUGAAUGUGGUGCUGUUAGAAAGAGUUUAAGUUUUCAGGGCAUGACGUCUGACAGUAAAAUUGACCUCGAUGAGAAACCAUAUGUGUGCAAGGACAGUGGGGAGCCUUUACAGAGUUCAAAGUCCACUGAAACGCAGAAAGAGACUAACGCAGGAGAUAAAUUGUAUACGUGUAGACCACAUUCUUGCUCUGACUGUGGGAAGAGCUUCCGGAAAUCUGGAAACCUGAAAAGACAUCAGCUAAUUCACACUGGGGAAAAACAGUACACUUGCACACAAUGUGGGAAGAGUUUCAGUCGCUUAGAGCACUUAAAAACUCACGAAAGAAUGCAUACAGGAGAAAAACCAUAUUCUUGCACUGACUGUAAUAAAAGUUUCAGUCGCUCCGAACACUUAAAAACUCACAUAAGAAUGCACACCGGUGAGAAACCAUAUUCUUGCCAGGACUGCAAGAAAAGUUUCAAUCACUUAGGAAGUUUAAAACUCCAUCGGCAAAUUCAUACAGGAGAAAAACCACAUUCCUGCACUGAGUGUGGUAAGAGUUUCAGAGAAUUAAGAAUUUUAAAACGACAUCAGCAAAUUCACACAGGAGAGAAACAACACUCUUGCACUGUCUGUGGGAAGUGUUUCAGUCACUUGGGGGCCCUAAAGAUUCACCGGAGAAUUCACACAGGGGAGGAACCAUAUUCUUGCUCAGAUUGUGGAAAAAGCUUCUGUCAUUUAGGAAACUUGAAACAGCAUCAGCUAACUCACACAGAUGAAUCAUACUCAUGCACAGUCUGUGGGAAGGUUUUCUUUCGUUUAGGGAACUUGGAACAACAUCAGUUGCUUCACACAGGUGAGAGACUGUACUCCUGCAAUGAAUGUGGGAAGAGCUUCACUCACUUGGGGAGCUUACACACUCAUCAGAGAAUCCACAAAGGAGGAAAAACAUACAUUUGUACAGAAUGUGGACAGAGGUUCUAUAGGUUAGGAAGCUUUAAAGAACAUCAGCGAGUUCACACAGUUGAGAAAGAAUACAGCUGCAUUAUAUGCGGGGAUAGUUUUGGCCAUUUGGGACACUUUAAACAACAUCAGCAAAUUCACAACAAAGAAACUCUUCUUAUGCCUUAAUUUAAGUUAGGGUGACUGAAUAUACACUCACUGAGCACUUUAUUAGUUAUUUAUUAGACAUUUUUUUGACAUAUUAAAUCUUCUGCUGCUGUAGCCUAUCCACUUUGAGCUUUGACCCAUUGUGUGUUCAUAUAUGCUCUUCUGCAUACCACUUUUGUAAAGUGUGGUUUUUUGUGUUUCUGUCACCUGUCAGCGACAAGUCUGGCCCUCCUCUGACCUCUCAUUAACACGUUUUUGCCCGCAGAACUGCUGCUUACUGGUUGUUUUUGUUUGUUUCUGGUUGUUGUGUGUGAAAAUCAAUGGGAUCAGCAGUUUCUGAGAUACUCAAACCACCUUGUCUGGCACCAAUAAUCAUUCCACAGUCAAAGUCACUUCAAUCACAUUUCUUCCCCAUUUCAAAUUUGGUCUGAAAAACAGCUGAACCUCUUGACCAUGUCGGCAUGCUUUUAUGUAUUUAGUUGCUGCCACAUGAUUGGCUGAUUAAAUAUUUGCAUUAACAAGCUUGUGUACAGGUCUACUUAAUAAAGUGCUCACUGAGUGUAUUUUACCUAAAUAACAGCAGAGGUGAGAAGAAUAGAAGAAUGUACAAAACAUUUUUCAAUUUAGGGCCCAAUUCCUUGCCUUUUUGCAUGGAGAUGAGAGUGCCAUUUCUGGGUUUGUGUAAUGACAGAUCCCCACAGCCUUAUUAUGCAAACCAGAUGAAGAAGCUGCUACCCAUUUAGAGGUUUGCAACACAAAUUUCAAAGCAUUUCAAAACAUCUUGAUUGAUUGAAAAAUUGUUUUGAAAUGGAAACGAAAUGUUGCCCUGUCAAAGCAGGAUAUAUGGUGAGGAUGGGCUGCAGUCAGCUGGAAUGACGGUGCGUCAUCACACACCUGGGACAGUUGAUUUGUCACCUGCAACUCUGCCAGUUAAACUGCACAUAAAGUGUCUUCCUCCGACGUAUGUUUGUGCGAGCCAGACCUGCAGACUGCUGUGUGAUAAAACGUGACCACACUCAUGAUGUUUUGGAAGAUCGCUCAUGUUUGUGAUUUCUGGCAGCUACUGACUGCUAAACCUUUAGGUUUUCUAAAAUUCUUGUUUCGUUCAGCAUUUCAGUUUAAGAAGAAAACAUAAUUUUUGGGGUCACCGAGUGUAGCACUCAAUAAACACAAAAUCAAAUGGAGAUAUCAUGAUAUCUCAAAGAACCUAUGCAAAGUCAAAUAUUACUGUACAUAAUAUGGGAAAUUUGAAAUGAGGGUCACUUUGUAAUUUUCUAGUUCCCAGAUGAAGCAAUGCAACUGUAGAUUCUCAUGUGGUUGGAAAUGUAUACAGGGACCACCAUAAUUUAUUGGACAGUGACACAUUUUGGUUCUAUACUCUCGCAUUUUGAGUUUGAAAGGAUAUAAUGACGAUGAGUUUGAAGUGCAGACUCAGCUUUAAUUUGAUAGAUUUUCAUCCAUAUCAGAUGAACUGUUGAGAAUUAGGCCCGCCUAAUUUCCAUUGACACUACUGUCUUCCUCGUGCUGUCACACCCCAACACCACAAUCUCCAAAGGCAGCUGCAAAGUCAAUUGUCAUUGUAUCCUUUCAAACUUAAAAGUGGUAGAGUUCAGAACCAAAAUAACAAAAGAAUAUGUCACCGUCCAAUGAAUCAUGGUGCUCACUGUAUUUUUUUUUUUUCUAUUCUAAUUUCGGCUGUAAUUCUUUAUUUGAAAUGUAUUGCAUACUCCAGAUGGUGUAUUAUUGUAUAUUGUUAUUACUUCUGUGUAUGGUUGUCUCUAACAUGUAAUUGGCAAUAAAUCUUUGAAGUGGUGAUAAAGGAUUGUAUUUUGUACAAUUCUCGUCACUUAUCUUCAAGAGGAAUAUAAA
Messenger RNA from Conger conger (European conger), 3742 nucleotides. RefSeq names its product zinc finger protein 501-like. The record is from RefSeq and is a predicted model, not a curated record. Lineage: Eukaryota; Metazoa; Chordata; Actinopteri; Anguilliformes; Congridae. The transcript has 2 exons. The coding region runs from base 413 to 1894 and encodes 493 amino acids.